This is a messenger RNA of Ilex paraguariensis (yerba mate), 711 nucleotides long. NCBI's taxonomy places the organism in Eukaryota, Viridiplantae, Streptophyta, Magnoliopsida, Aquifoliales, Aquifoliaceae. The record is from the annotation of a GenBank genome assembly.
AUGGUGGUUGUGGCACCGAAAGAUAAGGUGGGUGGAGAUUUGAAAGGGAAAGGAGGUGAGAAAGAGUUGCAUUUUAGGGGUGUACGGAAGAGGCCAUGGGGCAGAUACGCGGCGGAGAUCAGAGAUCCCCGGAAAAAGAGCCGCGUGUGGCUUGGUACUUUCGACACGGCGGAGGAUGCUGCCAAAGCCUACGACACCGCCGCCAGGGAGUUUCGCGGCACUAAGGCAAAAACUAAUUUCUUUUUACCUGAUGAAGAUGAUUUGAAGAUGAAAAAUAAUAACAAUAAUCGGAGUCCGAGUCAGAGCAGUACCGUGGAAUCCUCCAGUCGUGAGGGUUUUUCGCCGGCUCUCAUGGUAGACUCGCCGGCGCUGGAUCUCAACCUCGGCGGUGGAUUUGGCGGUGCUGUGAAGUUUCCGUUUCAGCCGUACCAGCAGUUACAUGUUUCUCCGAUAACCGGAGGUUUUCCUGGUACUACGCCACCCGCGGUAACUCAGAUGUUCUAUUUCGAUGCAAUUAUACGGCCUGGAAUGAUUAACCAAGCCUAUGAUCCUCACCGUCGGAUGCCAAAUUUCGAUCACUUCCACAGCAGUGCUGUCCGGAGCGAUUCGGAAGCGUCCUCGAUUGUUGAUUUGAACCGCAACGAUCUCAAGCCUCACAACAGUUUCCUCGAUAUAGAUCUCAACAAACCUCCACAGCCGGAGGAUGCCUGA